CAAAAAACAUCUACAAAAGUAACCACCUACAGAAUCAUCAUAUACAGAGUUUAUUUAGUCAUAUAGCUUUGAAUACCAGAUUUAGUAACUGUUAAAGUACAGGAUCCAGCUUUAUUUAUACCCCCUUCAACCUACAGACAUUUUUAACAACCCUACAUCCCAUUGAAUCAUAUUUAAUCUCAACACAUUCAUCACAGAGAUAUUUAAAACUUUAUAUCCGUUGUCUUCAGUCGGUGUUUGCGUAGUUGCUGCUCUUAAUGCUGAAACUGAGAUUUCUUUCAUACUGGGACGAUGAUCAGUGCAUUAUUGGUUCAAAGUGCUUUAUAAACAGAUCCUCCGGUCGAUGGUUUUGUCUGCGGUCGUGUAGUCGCUACACCACAGGAGGCAUGUGGUAAGCAGUGAUAACACGCCGCCGCGCUCCGAACGCCGUCUGAAAAACAUUUGAAGGCUUCAGCGGGACGGCGUUUGACUGACAGGCGACAGAAGCCACGUCUAACCUGAUAAAUAGGCAGCAGUGCUGUACCGCCGCCGCCGCCGCCGCCGCUGCUGCUGCUAUCUCAAAGGCUUGGAGAUAUACCAUCGUCUCAGUCCGCGCUGUGAAACACUGUUGACACUUUGCCUAUCUCUUUCUUCCAGUCGCUUAAGCGAGAGAGCCCUCUCGCUCUUUUUGUCGUCUUCUGUUUCUUCCAUACGUGGCGUUCGAUUACGCCGCUCCGAACAACCUGAAAAGGCCCCUUUAUCUAUUCCGGUGACCUCUUCGAACCUUUUUUUUUUUUUUUGCAUUCUUCCUUUUAUUCUACUAAAAACAUGCAAUUUAAAACCUUUCACUGUAUUUACAUUUUUUUUCGUGGAAGGAGAUCAAGUUUUUAAAAAAGAAAAAGGAACAUAUAACCUAAAGCCAUACUGAACACCAGCCAUACAAAUACCUUUCACAUUUAAAAAAAAAAAAAACACACCUCACUUAUGUUUCCUUCAAACAAAGUGAUCUUGAAACACAUCGGUGCACACGUACGCAUUCAGGGAGUCAACGAAGAAACUGUUAGUGAGAAGAAACCCUAAAUUUAAUACGUUUAGAUGAAAGAACAGAAGCUUUGUAAGCUCCGACUUUUCUACCCGCGUCUCUCCGGAUCGCGCUGAAUCCGCGGUGUCGAGCGUCAGCGUGGCAGCGUGAACGGUUUUUUGGAGUUCCGGUCGUCGUUUUUCCGUGUUCCUCUGUGUUUGACGGAUGAAUCCGGAUAUUUUCAUGUCUGUUCUGUGGGCAGAACCUCGCUGCCCUGCUAGAACCGGGCCCAAGCCCUCCUUCGUUCUCUUCUGUUGGGCCAAGCUAAAUUCAGAGCAAAGACACUCACGCGAGGGUAUCGAGCGCACAUAGAUCCUCCCCCGUUUUCUAUCGCUUCUUUUCUUUCUGUAACUCUGUCACCGUUUCCUCGCUGUUUCUCACUCUUUUGUGAAUGCCUUGACAUGCUCAUUUAUUGAACUGUUUUCUUAACGUUUUUACGCUGCUUAACGCUGUCAUUUAGCAGCACGUUUAUUACUCUAAAUUCCCUGUUUUACUCCGAUUUAAACCAAAAUCUCAAGCAUAUUGACCUUUAUCGACUCUGCUGAAAUGUUCCGUUCCCUCUUUUCAGAGAGGAGGACUUAUUCGUCGGGCGAAUUUGUGAGCGUGAUGCAAAAGAAACAACAUUUUAAGUCACAGCUUGUGCCAAAUUUAGACUGACUUCCCAUCAGCUUGUUCACCAAAAAAAAAAAAAAAAAAAAAAAAGCUGAAAUCUUUAAAAGCUGCCAGCACUGUUGUUUACAGACACGAGACACACAGAGCUUGAAUAUUUGAUUUUUAAACUUUUUUUUUCUUUUUCUUCUUCCAUGUAUGAUUUUACACAUCAGUUAUCCACACAGGACAACAGAAGUGCCAAACGAGAAUACAUCCAGCAUCCGUUAAAAGCUCAUCAAGCGUGAAGAAUAAAGUUUACAUACAGCGCUAAAUGUUUACAGACUACAUUUUCCAUUCUAGUUUCUUACGUGAAUUGUAAAAUUUCGUGCCCUGAACAACUCCCAGAAAACUCUUCGGUAGGAGAUAUAAGACCCCUUUUUUUUGUGCCGGGGGGGUCGUUAUAUUAAGAGUUUACAGUUUUUUUGUUUACAGAAAAUGUAAAAAAAAUAAAUAAAUUACUGCCUAUUUAAAAAGAUUUUCAAUUUUGGCCAACAGACUGUAAAAUGUCACUUUGUCGACUGACAGACCAAAAUUAAAUACCCGACGCCUGCUGCCAUAAAACAAACCCCUGUUAUUCUAUUUAUAACUAAUAAAAGUUUUCAUUCAAAUUGAUUAUUUCAGAACUACAGCCAUCUCACAGGCAGAUCGCACAGGGCCUAAAAACUCUGAAAGACCUCAAUGUUUACAAAAGCUGCUCAACAGAAGGAUUUGAAUAAAGAAAGAAAUGUUUACAUUCAAAUGAAAGGAGUGAAAUGCCAAACACAUUCAUGAAACAUUGCUUGAAUUAAGUCAAUCUGCUGAACAUUGCAUCCGUGCAGUGUGCGUGUGUGUGUGUGUGUGUGUGUGUAUAAAACAAGAAGGGGACUAGUUCAUCAAACUGGAGUGAAAACUUUUCAUACUGAAGGUUUUUAUAAGUCAAAUCUUUGAAAGAGGACGCUGACGCUUCACAGCGGAUUCGGAGCUGUUCCUGUGAUUUUUUUUUUUUUUAUUUAAAAAAAAAAGAAAACGGCUCAAGAACUUUGUGAUAAAACAAUGAAACCUGUAAUUUCAAGAGGGAUGUUUUGCUCGUCCCUCGUCCUCCUGCUUUUCUCCUGCCUUGCUGUUUCCACGGUAACCAUCACCACGGAGAGACGCGCUGUGGAUAGUGAUGUAAGGACUCUGACCAGCAGCAGCAGCAGCAGCAGUGGCUCCGCUGCGGCUGGUGCCAAAACGAGCACCUUGUUCCUCCUGACCGGCUACAAGCCGCGCCUGCCGCCGCUGCCCGCCGGGCCCAAAGUGGCGCCGAAAGCGGCCGAGGUGGAGGACGGAGAUGAUCCACCGGUUAUGGCCGAGCUCCCUCCAAAGCCCCUCCCUCAGACCAUGUUGCCAAGGAACAUGACGGCUGAAGCCCUGAAGCCUCCCCUCGGUGCGGCCCAGGUGGCUCCACCUCCCAGACAACUGGUGGAUGUGGACGUGUGCAGGGGUUACUUCGACGUUAUGGGGCACUUUGACAGCACGUUCAACUGCUCCAAGGGCAGCUACAUCUACUGCUGCGGCACCUGCCACUACCGGUUCUGCUGCGAGCACCAGAGGAACCGGUUAGACCAGGAGUCCUGCAACAACUACAUCUCCCCUGUCUGGGCAGACCCGCAGGUCCCUGUCACCGUGCCUACAGGGAAGCCUGACCCGGAUUUUGAGACGCUCCAGCAGCAGAACAGCAGUACGGCCUAUGUGAUCGGAGGGGUGAUCUCCUUCACGUUGGUGGUGGCUGUCGGUGUCAGGAUCGCCUUCAGCAAGGUGGCGCGUCGACCCCGAAACAGGGACAUCAACAUGCCCAGGUCGCUGGUGGAUAUCUUGCGUCACCAGUCGAGCCCCGUGCAGCAGGGGGAGAGGAACAACACCGCAGUGAUGACCACCACCACCUCAGACGGACGGACAUCCAAAAACCUCUACACCCCCAUCCUGCAGAGCAAAGACAACCGCAAGCGUGGACCCCGUAUGAACAACACCCCCCAGCUCUCCUCUGGGGCCUCGCUGCUUUCAGGUAGCGGUAAAGGCCCCGGCGUUGUCGGCGUCCCCGGUGGCAGCAUCAUCGGCGGAGGCAUGAGACACAACAGCAGCCACGCUUCCUUCUCCCACUCCUUCCACAACCUGGCCCAGCUGCCGCCGUCUUAUGAGACAGCCAUGAAACCCGAGAUCAACCGCUACAGCUCCCUGAAGAGGCUGGAGAAAGAACUGGACGAGUACUCCAGCUACUACUCCUCCAAACGUCGCUCCAACAACGCUCCGCCGUCCUUCCACUCCUCUCAGCACCACCUGCCCUGGGGAGGCGACUACACGCUGGGAUCCAGGGGAACGCUUCCCCUCCACGGCUCCCGGCCCCGGCUCCACAUCCCCGCCUCCACACCGAACCCGUACCCGCUCCCCGCCCAGACGCAGUACACCAGCUCCACCUUCGACAGGCCGCCGCGACGCGUACGCUCCCAGGACCAGCUGCUGGCUCUCGGAGAGGGCAACACCUUGUCCCGCCUGUCCAAGAACCAGCAACACCAGUACUACAAAGCCAUGAUGAGCACCAGCAGGAGCUCCACCUCUCAGACGCUCCGCAGGUCCCACGAGAGGCUCCUGGUUUCACCGGAUCGUCUGGAGGACCGGCUGAUGACGGUGGGCCUGAUGGUUGGAGGAGGCGACAGAGGUCCAGGAGGUGGGAUGGUGCCUACGAUGGGCCGGCUCAGCCACCACCAGAAGGCCCAGUCGCAACAGAACAUCUGCGUCACGCCGUCCAUGGAUCGCCAUCACAUGAUUAAGAUGAACUCCCACCCGACGCCAGGCCACGACCACGAACGCAGCUCCGCCCCCAUGUCCGGGAUGGGCAUGCACGGCGGCUGGGAACCCCACGGGGGCCACGGAGGAGGCGGAGGUGGUGGAGGAGCGGUCGGAGGCCACCCAAACGCCCGACGGAUGGCUUUCGCCAGCAAGAGGCAGAACACCAUCGAACAGCUCCACUUCAUCCCCGGAGGAGGGGGAGGGCAGGGACUGCGGACUGGGAGUAAGAACGAAGUGACAGUGUGAGAAGACGGAAGACGGAGCGAGGAAGAGCGAGAUCCGAAGGCUGAAGUUGUAAAGAAGCCGAAGAGGCAGACGGGAACGAGAGAAGGGAAGUGGUGAGGCAUUUAGCGGGAAGAUGAAGUGGAGAGAUGAGCAGAAACAGGACGGUAACUGGAAAAAGGAAACGAGGAGGUUUGAUCUCUGCUGGCUGCUUCACAGGGCUGCACUCUGUCCUGAGAACAAGCAGCAAUCAGGCCCCCCCCACCCACCCCUCUCCCACCACACCCUUCCUAAAACAAAAGUGGUGGAUGACGACAUAAAUCUCAAAGCGAGUAUAGCCAAUUGAUUUUCUCCUUGUCACUUUGUGGUUCGGAGAAGAGAAUAAUCAGCCAUUCUCUGUAAAGGGAAGACAGAAAUGUCCAUUUAAAAAGAGCAAAAAAAAAACCAUGUUGUGAGCGCAGUUUAAAGGCUGCUGGGUAUCUGCCGUGACUUCUAUUGAUGGAUACCCCUCUGAGUCAAAAUUGUUGAAUUGUCCUUGAGUUUUAUUGCACUGUCCUCUGAGUCCUCGAACGCUCCGACAGUCUUUGAAUCCACUGUGGUUGGAUAGAGAGCACUGAGGCAGAGACAGACAGGUUUGCUUGUCUUUGUAUUUAUAGAGGUAUUUAAAAACCAAACGGUUGCUUUUGUAUGAACUUAACCUAUGAAUAAUAAUAGUAUUAACAUUACUGAGCCCUGUAGGACUUUGUGUAUACUUGGUUGAAAACAUUUAUCUUUUAGCCAGCCGGUUUGUAACUCGAUGGCUGGACAUGUGAGCCGCCUGUCAUUUAUUUCUCUAGUUGUGAUUGGACUAUCAUGAAAGUAAAACAUGCUCUGCAAAAAUUAUCUCGCCAAGUACAGUAAAGCAGUCACUUGAUUGCCUUUAUGGCUUGAUUUGCUCUAGAUAGAAAUAAAAUAAAUACCAUUUUGGGGGGGGGAAAUAAAAACAAUACUUAACGUUGAUACAAACUGCCAUAAAGGCCCAUUCACACCAGCAUUUAAAUGGCAAAAUUUCACUGUGAAAUCAAUGAGAUUCCAAUGAAAUUAAUGCAAAUUUUUGGCGCAAAAUUCAAGUUUGGUGGACUUUGACACCAGAAUUUGCGCCGUUGACCAACAGCAAGCCGUAUUUCAAUGUGGACCUUUUGUUUAAAAUGGAGAAGGCUACUUGCUUAUUAGCUGUUGCACCAUUUACUUGUAUUUAAGCUCCUUUUUCGUCGUAUAACCUGCUCCACAAAACGUGGAUGGUUUGCAGACACUGGAGUCAGUGGUACAAAUACGUCUUUUGAAGAAAUUGUGUGAACUUGUUGUCUUGUUAGCGACCGAGCUAGCAAGCUAAUUGUUAGUGAACUUGUUAGCUCUGGAAAUUGUUGUUUUUCCUUCUUUGGUAACUCUUUAUUGAAUUAAAUGAUGUACAAUCCUGUGAAUAAAAUGCCAGUGGUGAUUAAACAGCCCAGUACAGAGAAAAUAGAAAAGCCGGGGAGCUAUUGUGACUAAAUAUUGCUAGCCUGUUAGCGGUUAGCAGCUACAGUAGUUUACCAAUAAGCCCUGAGCUAUUGUGACUAUAUAUGGCUAGCCUAUUAGCGGUUAGCAACUACAGUAGUUUACCAAUAAGCCCUGUGAUUAAUCCCUUCAUCACCAAACACUUAGAAACCCGCAGUUUCGCAAAGACAUGCCACUUUCUGGUGUGACUGGGCCUUAAAAAGUAAAAUCCACUUUGGAGUAUGAAUUUUAGCUAGCUUAAAGCCUGUACUGUGAAAUCUAGUGGGUGUGCCAUCUAUGAAACAUUGUGCUGUGACCCUUUGCGUAAUAAUUAAUCAAAUAUUUUGGAAUUAGACCCUUGACUUCAUUAAAGAAGAACCCAUCAGCUCUGUAUGGGUCAAACAUUAGCACACACACCCCCUCAAAAGUUUUCAUUGCGAGUUUGUAGAGAGAGUCGAGGGGGGGGGGGUUUCUUUUUGCCGCCGACCGGUAUUCAAUAAACACUUCUGUACUUCUACGAUGCCACAUGUUAACAGUUCAGCUGCUCACCUCAUAUGAAGGAAAAAAGGGGGCAGACGGG
This is a messenger RNA of Thunnus maccoyii (southern bluefin tuna), 6833 nucleotides long. Its product is annotated as protein shisa-7-like. Gene Ontology annotation, cellular component: postsynaptic density; AMPA glutamate receptor complex; postsynaptic membrane. Bases 2744 to 4762 code for a protein of 672 amino acids. Gene Ontology annotation, biological process: regulation of short-term neuronal synaptic plasticity; regulation of AMPA receptor activity. The transcript has 7 exons. Lineage: Eukaryota; Metazoa; Chordata; Actinopteri; Scombriformes; Scombridae. The record is from RefSeq and is a predicted model, not a curated record.